Molecule: messenger RNA, 1824 nt
Organism: Leishmania major strain Friedlin
Lineage: Eukaryota; Euglenozoa; Kinetoplastea; Trypanosomatida; Trypanosomatidae
Exons: 1
Coding region: 1-1824 (607 amino acids)
Cellular component (GO): membrane
Source: RefSeq, a predicted model, not a curated record
AUGUUCGACAGUUUCAAGCACACCUUCAGUCAAACCAAGUACGUCGCCCACCGGGAGGCGUGCGGGUUGCACGUGAUUGAUGAGGUGAAGCGCUUCCGUGCGCUGGUGUGCGUGCUGUUCUGCAGCAUCUGCGUCUCGCUUGUGUUCGCCUUCGACCUCUUCAGUGAGGAGUUCCAAAGCCGCUUCCAUCUCUCCGAUGGUGAUCUCUCCACGAUCAGCACGGUCGGCGUGGUGUUCUGCUACUUUGUCAUUCCGUAUGGUGUGCUGUACGAUCAUAUCGGCCCCCUGCCACUGCUUGUGAUUGCCGGUGUGAUGGGGUUCGUCGGCUGCCUUGGCCUCGGGCUCAUCUUCGACGGAAAAAUCAAGGGCAACACCGUGACCAUCUCCAUCUUCUACGCCUUCAUGAACACGUGCAGCGGUCUCUUCGACGCCGCGUCGAUUGUCACGCUGGUGGAGCUGUUCCCACGAAAUCGUGGUCCUGUCAUCGGGCUGGCCAAGGUGAUGACGGGUCUGGGCAGCUCCGUCAUCUCCUCCAUCAAUCGCGGCUUCUUCUCGAACAACAUCAGCGGCUUCAUCUACCUCAUCAUGGUCCUCACGGUGGUUGUCGCGCUGAUGGCGAUGCUUCUCAUUGCGCUUCCUCCGUAUUUUGUGAACUGGUGGCGCGCCCGCAACAAGACAGAGGGGCAGAUUGCCGCCCUGACGUCGCUGAAGGACAUCUAUGCGAAGAAGUUCGUUCCGUUGCGCCGCAUUGCGUACGGCUACGUCAUCGUGGCCUGCCUCGUCAUUUUCUUUGCCACCACGGCCCCGAUACUGGCGUACACGAAGGUGUCGCGCGGUGGCAAGGCGGUAGUGGGUGGCAUCACGGUGGUGCUGUGCAUGUCCUUCUGGGUGAUGGCGCUGCCGAUUCCCUGGCUCGGCGGUGUGAACGAGCCGGCGGAGCAGCAGAGCAGCACCUUCGAUGACACCGAGGGUAGCAAGCCGAAUGUCCUGACUUCCGUGGAGCCGCUGGAGACCAGCAACAAGCCCCUCAGCACCUCCCCCCUCAGCGACGACGAUGCAGCGCGCAAGCAGUCUCUUGUUAGUGUCGAGGCCGUCAUCGAGGAUGGUCCGCAGGACCCUCGCUAUGGUGGCACGAUCUGGGAGACGCUCAUGCGCCCUGACAUUUGGCUCAUCCUCAUUGCGUUUGUCUGCCAGAGUGUCCUCGGUACGAUCGUUACGUACAACGGCAGCACCAUCUACGUCGCCCGCACAGGCCGCCCGCGCACCGCGGAGCUGGGCUCUCUCUACACGUCCCUCCUCGGUGUGGGCAGCGCCGUGGGUCGCACCUCGAUGGGGCUCUUCGAGGCGUACGUGCAGCAACAGGACCCGAAGAAUCGCAAGAUGCUUGUGACGAUCGCCCUGCCUGUCGCCCCAAUCAUUGCCACAAUCGCCGGCAUUCUGAUCCUUGUGCUUCCUGGUGACGCUCUCCUCCUUCCGUACAUCCUCGUCUACUUCGAGGAGGGCGUCUUCAACGGCGUGCGCGCGCUCAUCUUCCCCUGCAUCUUCGCUGGUCACCACGGCAUCCUGUACAACAUGAGCUUCUUCACCAACGUCAUUGGCGUCAUCUGCUUCAAUCGCUUCCUCUUCGGCCUCACCGUGGACAAGGAGCGCGAAAAGAUGGGCCACACGGUGGAGCAGGGCUGCACGUCCCAUGCGUGCGUUCAGACACCCAUCAUUGUCGUCACGUGCACGGCAGCCUUUGCGGUGUUGCUGGCGACCGCGGUGCACCUUCGCUAUGCUCGCUUCGUGAAGCAGUGCCGAAAGGCUUUGAAGGCAGCUUCGUAG